AUGACUCAUGGAUCCAGGCCGUCCAAUAACGUGGAGACCGAUGCUGAUGUUAAUGAAGGUCGGACUGAAAAAUCACAAGAACUUGAGAAAACCAAGGUUUCAGAACUUGAAGCACCUCAGUCUGUUUCUACAAAGCGCCCCAAUGCGAAGUCUGAUGGCGAUUCUCACCGUAGUAAGCAGCCUAAAUUGACGGCACAAGAUGUUCAAGUGGCUCGGGAAACGGCCGAGUUAUUCAAGUCCAAUAUCUUCAAACUGGAAAUAGACGAGCUUGUCCACGUUUUGAAGCUAAAGGACUCUCAUUGUAAACUCAUGGAAAAAGUGCUACAUAGAUUAUACGACAUGAUUCAAGAAAUUCCUGCCUCAGAUGAAUUAUCUCUUGAAGAUGCAAACGUUUACUUCAAGCAAAGUGCUACCAAAGUAUCCAUACCGUUUCCGGACCCCAAGCCUACCUCCUUAAACUACAAGUUCAAAUACGAAACUCCAGAGGACAUCUCAUUGGUUGGCUCCUUUGGUCUUAAGACAGGUAUCCAGCAACCUAGUGGAAUGUCUAUUGAUGUUGCUCUUACUAUGCCGCAUGAGCUUUUGCAGCCCAAGGAUUAUAUGAAUUAUAGAGCUUUAUACAAACGUGCUUUCUAUCUAGCAUAUGUGGCUGAACAUUUGGCCGCACUAUCAGAAGAGAAGCAUCUUCCAAUUAAGCUAUCAUAUGAGUAUGCCGAUGGUGAUGUUCUAUGUCCUGUCAUCAAAGUUCAGAGCAGUCCUUCGGACUCUCCUACCGAUAAGGAUGUAGUUUUUGAUCAUACUGGAUUUUCUAUUAAGCUAUAUGUGGGCUUCCCCCUGGGUAUCUUUGAGGCCAAAAAGCUUCUUCCUGAUCGUAACUGUAUCAGAGUUAAAGCUGAGGAAGUUGACGUUAAGGAUCUACCUCCUACCCCUCUCUACAAUUCGUCAAUCCUUUCGUCUGGAAGUUAUACAUGCUUUUUGAAGUACCUUUAUACGGCUAAGAAGACUGCCGAAUCCUUCAGAGAUGCCUGUGUGUUGGGAAAACUUUGGCUUAAACAGAGAGGGUUCAGUUCGGAUAUUAACGAGGGUGGUUUUGGACAUUUCGAGUUUGUCACACUCAUGGCAGCGCUUCUCGAGGGUGGUGGAGAAAGCGGUAAUCGUAUUCUCUUACAUGGCUUUUCCAGCUAUCAAAUGUUCAAGGCUACCAUUCGAUAUUUGUCUAUUCAAGAUCUCUGCUCCCACGGUCACCUUUCGUUUUCUUCUCUCCUUAGCGAGCAUCGUUCCGUAUACAAGGCUAAUGGUUUCGAUGUUCCCACGAUCUUUGAUAAAAAUACCAAACUGAACAUUCUUUGGAAAAUGACUCCUUCUUCGUAUAAUAUGCUAAGACUUUAUGCAAAUUCUACCCUGGAAUUACUCAAUGAUGUGGUUCGAGAUCGUUUCCCACAGACAUUUAUUACAAAGGCUAAUAAUAAGGUGUUAAAGUAUGACAUUUUCAUUCAGAUCCCCCUAUCUGAAAUCAAUCAAGAGGAUAGUUUCGGCCCCUUAGAGAAGAUUUCGUUUAUUACUUUUGAGACGUUUGUCUGUUCUAAAAUUUUCAAGAUACUUUCUGGGGCUUUGCGGAAUAGAGUCACUCAGAUUAGUGUAAGUGUGUCUUCAACGUCAAGCCUAUGGCCUAUUGCUCAUCGGAAGCCUCUACUUGUUAGAAAUCAAAAAGAAAAAUAUAUAGAUAUAGGUUUAUCUCUCGAUCCUGCCGAGUCGGAGAAGAAAGUCACUAAGGGUCCACUGCAUUCCCAAAAAGCAGAAGGAGAGAAAUUCUCAUCAUUUUGGGGGAGCAGAGCUCAGGUUAGAAGAUACAAGGAUGGCAGUAUUCAAUACAGUUGUCUUUGGACCGCUUCUUCAGAAUCUCCAACUGUCACUAUAGUCAAGUAUAUUUUGGAUUUGCACCUUACUGAGGGUAUAUCCUCAAAUAUGAUUGUUAAUUCAUCCAACUUCAAUCUUCUUCUACCUAGAUCGCUUACUCUCUCGACAGCGAACUCGCAUCCACUUGUUAUGCCAUCUCAUUUCCAACAGCUUCGCUCUUCUUACGAUGAUCUAUGCAAGAUAGUCUACCACAUGACCAACCUUCCUUUGACAGUGAAGUCAAUCUUGCCGGCCUCGUCCGCUCUACGUGGAAUGUCUUUAUUAUUGCCAGUUCCCUUUGCAAUUGCCAACCCUGACUUUUUCAAUGAAUCCAUUGUUCAGUUUGAGACUUCUACCCGUUGGCCAGAUGAGAUUAUGGCAUUGGAAAGAACCAAGACGGCGUUUUUGCUAAAGAUCAAUGAAUCAAUUAAUAAGCACAAAGGAUACUCCUCAUUUUUGUCCACGGAUAAUGAAAUUCCUUACUUAAAAGAUGUGGUCACUUCUCUUGAGGUUCUUACUCCUGAAGGCUAUGGAUUCAAGUUCCGUAUUCUCACGGAAAGAGACGAGACGUUGUAUUUGAGAUCGAUUGAAAAUGCGGAUACCAGGCAGAAGCAGGCAGUGACAGACUGCUACUUUUACUUUAUGAGGAAGUACAUUGGAUGUGUUAAGCACCACAGGGCAUUUAGCAGCUUGGUAACGAGAUAUCCAUUUUUUGGUCCAACGGUGCGAUUGUUCAAGCAGUGGCUUGAAUCACAGCUUCUAUAUCCUCAUUUUUCUGAGGAGUUGAUCGAAUUGAUAGCUGUUAAAUGCUUUAUAGACCCUGCACCUUAUUCCAUCCCAGGAAGUGUUGGUACAGGAUUUUUACGAAUCUUGGACUUUGUUUCUCGUUGGAAUUGGCGAGAAGAUGCCCUAAUUUUGGACCUUAGUGGCGAUUCGGAGGAUCCGGAUGCGACAACAGGUUCUUAUAUUGACAAGUUGUCAGGCAAGCUUACGGUUCAAGAGUAUCAAGGCAUUCUUGAGAACUUCAAAAAGUUGAGGAAGGAGGAUCCUAGUGGAACCAAUAUCCAAUUCUUUGUGGCCAGUAAGCAGGAUCCAUCUGGUAAACUUUGGUCCUGCAACAAUUUAGGUUUACCUAUUGCGUCCAGGUUAACAGCCUUAUCAAAGGCUGCAAUUGGUCUUUUCACGAAGAGUGUGCAAUUCGACAGCAGUUUAAUUAUGUUGGUAUUUACAUCUGCCCUCAAGGACUAUGACUUUGUCAUCAAGGUGAAGGCUCCAAUGAAUCUAAGGGCAAAGUCAGGUGUUCUACCAAUACAGAAAUUCAAGAACUUGAUCCGGCCGUUAACGCAAUUUCCUGGUGAUCCAUCGCAGUAUGGAGAUCCAUUACAAUCCUAUUUUGCUGAACUGAAGGCUAGAUACAGUAAUGUGGCUAUACUUUCAUGUCACAGGUAUACAGGUUUGUACGAUACAAAGGAAGGAUGCAGCAAUGUGAUUACGGGAAUAUUCAACCCUGCUGUGGCUCGUGGAGAAAAGAAGUUUAGAGCCAAUAUUGGAUUCAACAUUAAACCUACAGAAGAUGAGCAUGUCGAAUGCAACCGAGAGUCCAUAUUGAAUCAGAUGGUUUGCCUUGGAGGAGAUUUGGUCGUUUCAUUUGAGAAGUAUCACUGA
This is a messenger RNA of Brettanomyces nanus, 3561 nucleotides long. RefSeq lists its product as uncharacterized. Lineage: Eukaryota; Fungi; Ascomycota; Pichiomycetes; Pichiales; Pichiaceae. Gene Ontology annotation, biological process: tRNA export from nucleus; rRNA processing. The transcript has a single exon. The record is from RefSeq and is a predicted model, not a curated record. Gene Ontology annotation, cellular component: small-subunit processome; CURI complex; UTP-C complex. The coding region runs from base 1 to 3561 and encodes 1186 amino acids.